Polychytrium aggregatum is the source of this 1409-nucleotide messenger RNA. RefSeq names its product mRNA capping enzyme, catalytic domain-containing protein. The record is from RefSeq and is a predicted model, not a curated record. The coding region runs from base 136 to 1221 and encodes 361 amino acids. Gene Ontology annotation, molecular function: mRNA guanylyltransferase activity; ATP binding. NCBI's taxonomy places the organism in Eukaryota, Fungi, Chytridiomycota, Chytridiomycetes, Polychytriales. Gene Ontology annotation, biological process: 7-methylguanosine mRNA capping. The transcript has 9 exons.
CCCAUCCUCGUUUCCAUCCAUCUCCAUUCCUGAAUCGACUGACCCGGUCGCUUGUUUCGGCCGUCCUUUCCCCGCUGUCCUGUUCUGUCUGCCUCAUCCGCCCAGCCCACUCGUCAGAUCGAGCCACUUGUCCAAAUGGAGAUCCCGAUCCCAGGUCUACCCGUCGACGAGAAAUACCAACGAUCUCUCCAGUCCAGAGUCGCUGGCCUCGUUGGGGCGAGGCAUUGCAACUUCCCUGGCGCCCAACCCGUCAGCUUUCGGCUCUGCCAUAUGGACGAGCUACUUUCGGAGAACUAUUUCGUCAGCGAAAAGGCCGACGGCAUCCGGUACCUGCUCUAUUCAUCUAUCAGCGAAUACGGAAAUCCAGAGUGCUUCUUGAUCGAUCGCAACAACCAAUACUACCGCCUGGACUCGCGAGGCUUUGUCUUGCCAUCAGCUGGAGACGGUCGGUCAUUCCAAAACGACACCAUCCUGGAUGGGGAGCUCGUACUGGAUGUGAACGAGGACGACACUACCACCUUGUGGUUUUUGUUGUUCGACUGCAUCGUCAUCGAGGGCAAGAGCCUCAUGCAGCGUCCAUUCACCACCAGACUGGGCUACCUGAAGGAGAACGUGCUCAAGCCAUACAAAGCCUUGGUUGCCCGCGAUCGCCAGCUCCAAGAGCAUGUCCCCUUCCAGAUGGACCUGAAGCGACAGGAGUUUUCGUAUGGACUGCGUCUGAUCUUUGACCAAAUCUCGACGCUGCGGCACAAGAACGACGGCCUGAUCUUCACAUCGUCAGAAGCACCCUAUGUCGUCGGCACUUGUGAGAAGAUGCUCAAGUGGAAGCCCGCGAAUCAGAAUACGGUCGAUUUCAAGCUGAUGGCCAAGCAGAACGGGGCAUAUUCGAUUGCAUUGUGGUACGGAGGCGUCAACGGACACCGCAUCUUUGGCCCAUUCGAGGUUUCCAAUGAAUUGAGGGACAGCUGGAGCACGAAGGAUGUCGACGGAGCCAUCGUGGAGUGCAAGUACGACCCCGAUUGGCCAGGACGAUGGAAAUUCGAUCGCUUUCGACGCGACAAAGACAAAGCCAACCACAUCUCAACAUACCACAAGAUCAUGCAGUCGAUCCGUGACAGGGUCGAUGCGGACGAGCUGAUACAGCUCACGCACGAAAUUCGCAGAUGCUGGAAGCAGCGAGAAUCAAGCAAAGGUGCAGCAACCAGGAGGCGGUCUGAUUGACCCAGGGGAUCGAGCCGCCACAGAACAUAGCCUGCGUUACAGACUGUCCCGGAUUGUGCAAGCGAUGUCCGAAGCAAAGCGAGAGCACCACAUUGCUUAUUUCAUGUUGGCAGUACGAUGCGCGAUGUCCAUACCUCCAGCCACUGACGAGUACGAAAUACAUGAUCAUUCGGAAGUCUUUCGAGCGG